Messenger RNA from Neofelis nebulosa (Clouded leopard), 3574 nucleotides. RefSeq lists its product as uncharacterized. The record is from RefSeq and is a predicted model, not a curated record. Lineage: Eukaryota; Metazoa; Chordata; Mammalia; Carnivora; Felidae. Bases 447 to 2486 code for a protein of 679 amino acids. The transcript is spliced from 2 exons.
GGGAAGGGGGGCUGACCAGAACCUUCUAAAACAAAGACCCUUGCCUAUUGUCUCAGGCAUUCACCUUCAAUGCCCCCUCUCUGCAAAGAGAGCUUUCAUACUGUUCUUACUUUCUAAGCUUAUACUCUACUAAACUUUGCCUGCUGCUCAUUUUGUGCCCACCUCUUCAUUCUUCAAAGCAGUGAGACAACGAGCCCUGGGUAUUGAGGUAAAGAAUCCUGCAACAUUACUUUGGGGGCUCAUCUGGGAUAUCAACGUCUUCUAACUAACCAGUGUGGAAGGGGCCACAUAUGGUAAUCUUGGCAACUCCUACUGCUAUCCUGGAUUCUUCACUCUGGAGUUAAGCUGUGGUUUCUUCCAUCAGAACAGGACAACACAGAGCCCGAGUAGACUUGUGAAGCAGGAGAAAGCCUUAUAUUGAUCUUCAAAAAAAAGGACACCACAGAAUGAAGAUAAGUAAUGCAAUAUAUUGGAAAAUAAUAAUAAUAUGCCUAUGGGGUUCAGAAACACAUCCUGUUUGUAUUCCACCAACCCCACCACUAUUAGGGUUGAACGACGGGACCCCUUUGGUUGAGGCAGCUAACCUAACUUUUAUAGAGGGAGACCGUGUUUUAAAAUAUGACUUGGAAUAUGGCAAUUUUACAAUUUGGCAUUGGGAUAAUAGCCAUACCCUUAAUUUACCUAAGGGCCAACCUUUUUCAGGUUACUUAUUUAUAAAAUUAAACCAAAGUCAUAAAUAUUGGGCUGAAAUUUUGCCCAAUAAUGAAACUGGAAGGGAAUUAUAUAACUCAAAUAAAAAGAUACAUUGUAUUGCCAUAGAUAUAGAUGAUAAAGAAAUUAAAAAGGUCCCAGGUUAUGAAGACCGAGAUAUUGCGGCUGGAUGUGUGACAUGCCAUAGUACUGCUUGUCCCAAUAGUCUCCUGCCCUGCCAAUGCGGCUGGAAGGCUAAUAACACAUUAUUCUUAAAGGUCCAAUGGUGGACCCAAGUGCCCACGGAAAACAUCACAGUUAGACCCGGAAGGCUUUGGGAACCUUUGUGGCAAACCCAAACCACCGCCUACCUGGGAGUCUCCUGGAUUUUGUUAAGUCUAACUUGGGACACCCAGAGGUUUUGGGUUGAUACUUACUAUCCCAAUUGUUCCCACUCCUUAGAUUUACAACGGAAACAACACCUAUGGUGGAUACAACAAUACUGGCCAGAAAACAAAAAGAUAAUGAAAAAAGACCUUAUAGGAGGGCUAGGAACAGGAUUACGUAUAUUGGGGCAGGCGGAAUUUGCUGCCAGUGAAGAACAACACAAUUUAGAAAAGGAUUCCUUAUCAAAAAUAGGGCAUGUUGAAGGAACUUUGUUUCAAGAAGAAGGUAAAGGAUGGGAAGUUCUUUUAAAAGAAAAUGAGGCCAUAGUAAGGUGGAUAAGUAAGACCAGAGAAACCCUACAAAGACAUUUCCAAACUCAAACCUGGGAAAGGGCAUGUGUUCUAACCCAGAAAGGAUUGCUCACCAUGUUAAAGCAGAUGGAAUCUGAGGUGGCUAUGAGACGAUGGCCUACUCUAAUGAAUGCUGAAGUGGAAACUCAAAAAUUAUGGCCUAUGUAUGGAAGCCCCAAGUUAUGGAAGAUUAUUAAUGGGAGUUGUAACUUGAGGCGUUGCUUUUUAAAGGCACAUGUGCCCCGGAUGGACCAUGCUAAUUCAUAUCCAACAGUUCAGCUUGCAGGCAUAGGGACUAUAUUAAAUCAGACAAGGAUUUUGCCAGUGGGGAGUCAAUGGGCUGUAAUGCCAAAUGAGUCAGCUUGGGCUGCCAUAUCGCUUUCAAACUGUGAAGAGAGAAAUAAAAUCUGGCUGUGCCCUCAACAAAAAUGGAACCCUGAUUUCACUCAGGUCUGGCCCCUCGUCUCUACCCCAAUAACCAAUAGCAUUUGGUACAUGGGUAGAGGGAAGUUUUGCUGGGAAGGUAAACAAGGGGAAAUAGCUGACACAGAGAGCUUUACUUGUGAGCAUAUGUAUCAUGUACUAAAUCAUACUGGAGUAUGGUGCAACACUGGAACCGUUGGUCGAAUACAUUUACAAAAGAGUAACAAGACUUACAGUAAUCUGGAUAUCAAAGAUCAAUCUUUCCUUGAAAUAGAAUUAAAUAUGCCUCAUGGAGUUGUUCCUAUGGAAACUGGAUGGCCAAAGGAGGAAUUGAGGAUUGAGGGCCAUGAACUAAUUCAGGUGCUUAAUUAUUCUAAUCAACAAUAUCACAAGAUCGAAACAAAUAUGGAAGAGGGAGGAAAAACUAUUGUUAAAUUCAUAAAACAAUAUGACCAGACAUGCCAGAGAUAUUUUGGGUGGCUACAAUGCAUCUUUCUUUCCUAUGGUGUGGCUUCUUCCCUGGGAGGCAUUGCAUUUGGAAUAUUGAUGCUUGUUGGUCUGAUAGUCUUUUUAUAUGUCAUUUGUAGAUGCUGUCGCAUAUGCCAGAAAAAUAAGACAUCCAAGAAAUUUUGCUAGCCCAGAGGUUCCAAACACCCUUCCAUUAUUUUAGACAUCUGGAUCGACCUCUGAACCUGUCCUGACUGCCCUUCCCCUGUCAUCGCCCCCCUUCAGCAGGAAGCAGUUAAGAUUGGUCGUCGUCCCAGUUCCUAAUGGCAGUUAGGAGUCACGUGUUCAGAGGGGGAAUAUGAUAGGGAAAAGAUAGGUUAAAAUAGGCAGAGAGGGAAAAGUUAGAACCUGAGGCCCCUGGGUGGGAAAAAUACAUAUUUUGUAACAAUGCUGGGAGCUCUGACCACAGCAAAUCCUCUCAGGCAUAGGGCUCCUCUUAAGAAUGUAAAACACCACCUACUCCCCUCAGGUUCCUCUCAGGAAUUUGACCAUCAAAAUACCUAACUAAAAUAAGUAAACCAUAAAACUUACAUCAUAUGAGGGACAAUGUGACCAUAGUCUGACUCCUCACACAAUGGAGUGGAGCCAAUCAGGAACAGACAACCCAGCACCUAGAGUUAUCCGGCCAGUAAGGCUACAACUUGAGAAGGAACAAAGCGGGUCGAGCAGAACUUUAUCAAACAAAGACCCUUACCUAUUGUCUCAGGCAUUCACCUUCGAAUGCCCCCUCUCAGCAAAGAGGGCUUUCAUACUGAUGAGGGAGCACAAGGCAAGCUGAGGGCCAGGCCCAAGCUGGCACACCCCCCACUCAAGGUGGGAUGUGUGCUAUUCCUCAGGCACUCCUGGCUGCCCAAGAACAAAGGAAAGGACAGAAAACAAGUGAUUAAACUGAUAGAGUCUCCAUCAGUUUACAAAUAUCUUAGUACAAUUACAAGAAAAAGACAAUCUUAUCAAUAGCCUGAUGUCCAGGAACUCCCUACUGUCUUAAUGUUAAUGCUUUGCCAGACGGGAAUAACAACCUUAGCUUGACAAUAGCUAGGCCUCCAGUAAUCUGUGAGUCUUUAGCAUAUAGAAAUUCCUUUAAGAAACUUCCUCUUGACUUUACCUCCCCCAACUCCAUAGUAUAAAACCAGUCACUCUUCACAACCCUAAUGCAGCUCUUUCUGCCCACCGGUCCUGUCCCCAUGCUUUAAUAAAGUCACCUUUUGUGCACCAAA